CUCACGCAAAGACUCACGUACAAAUCGCAACUCGGAAGAUGUCUUCAUUUGUACAAGAUUAAAACCAAACAAACAUAAUUAUAUAUUGUUUUUAACCAAUUGAAGUAAUACAGAAGCAUAUUACUAUUUAUUUUUCUGUGUAAGAUUGGUUUUAAUAUCAUCCGUGUGAAGUAUUAAAUAGAAUUAACGUUACAAUUGUUUUAUUUGCAGUAAUUUUCACUUGAUCUAUUCUUUAUCGACAGCAAAGAAAGAAGCACUAUUAGUAUUUUUUUCAAAUUUGAAGGGAAAAAUGCCCGGAAUUGCAAAUAUGUCUUUAGAUAACAUGUUUUGCACCCGCUGUGGGGAUGGUUUUGAACCAAAUGAGAAAAUUGUUAACUCCAAUGGUGAACUUUGGCAUACAGGUUGUUUUGUAUGCGCGCAAUGUUUCCGUGUGUUUCCGGAAGGCGUGUUUUACGAAUUUGAAGGACGAAAAUAUUGCGAACGAGACUUUCAAGUACUAUUUGCUCCUUGUUGUGGAAAAUGUCGUGAAUUUGUGAUUGGUCGUGUGAUUAAGGCUAUGAACUCAAACUGGCACCCAGCUUGUUUCCGAUGUGAAGAGUGCAACAUCGAGCUGGCAGAUGCUGGUUUCAUAAAGCAUGCCGGCCGUGCUCUCUGCCAUGCUUGUAAUGCUCGUAUCAAGGCAGAUGGCUUGCAAAAUUAUAUAUGCCAUAAGUGCCACGGCGUAAUUGACGGGGAGCCUCUGCGGUACCGCGGUGAGGUGUAUCACGGCUAUCAUUUCUCUUGCGCCACUUGUGGCGUGGAACUCGACCACACCGCACGCGAGGUUAAAAACAGACCUGGAUAUGCUGCGAAUGAUGUCAAUAAUCUCUUCUGCCUUCGUUGCCAUGAUAAAAUGGGUAUCCCUAUAUGUGGAGCUUGUCGUCGUCCUAUAGAAGAGAGAAUUGUUACUGCUUUGGGCAAACAUUGGCAUGUUGAGCAUUUCGUGUGCGCCAAAUGUGAAAAGCCAUUUCAUGGCCAUCGACACUAUGAGAAGAAAGGUUUGGCAUAUUGUGAACAACAUUAUCAUCAGUUGUUUGGCAAUCUUUGCUAUGUAUGCAACCAAGUUAUCGCUGGUGAUGUAUUCACGGCUUUGAACAAGGCCUGGUGCGUGCACCACUUUGCAUGUGCCGUGUGCGACACUGCGCUGAGCACGCGUAGCAAGUUCUAUGAGUACGAUGAGCGCCCAGCUUGCCGCCGCUGUUACGAGCGCCUGCCCGCCGAGCUGCGGCGCCGUUUGCGUCGCGCGCAUCACUACACGCUGCGGCGGUGAGCGCACCCAUCGCCGCCGACACUACCACCGCCAGCACGAAAACUUAGCGUUAUGUCAGUGUUUAAUCCAAUGGAAAUUCGGAACGAGUAUUGUUCACCGGAUGCCAAAUAAUAAAAACGCCACUUCACUGCCUUA
Molecule: messenger RNA, 1444 nt
Organism: Nymphalis io (European peacock)
Lineage: Eukaryota; Metazoa; Arthropoda; Insecta; Lepidoptera; Nymphalidae
Gene: stck
Product: LIM and senescent cell antigen-like-containing domain protein 2
Exons: 9
Coding region: 290-1309 (339 amino acids)
Biological process (GO): cell-cell junction organization; positive regulation of substrate adhesion-dependent cell spreading; cell-cell adhesion
Cellular component (GO): cytoplasm; cell-cell junction; focal adhesion
Source: RefSeq, a predicted model, not a curated record